Molecule: messenger RNA, 434 nt
Organism: Melampsora larici-populina 98AG31
Lineage: Eukaryota; Fungi; Basidiomycota; Pucciniomycetes; Pucciniales; Melampsoraceae
Exons: 2
Source: RefSeq, a predicted model, not a curated record
GAAUCCAAAGUGAGACUUGGUCCAAAGACUUGACUUAAGCGUAAGGCUUCACAAGUAUGUAAUACACACAUGUGUAGUGAAACCUACGUAUGUAAGCAAGUUUUGGGUAUCACUCAUCUCGAUUCUCCACCAUUCGAACUUGAAGUCAACUUCCCCAAAGGUUUGAGGUGUUCCAGGUCUACGGCAUUGAGACCUUCAUCGACCAACGACAAUCAACGAUUGCAACAGAUAUGAUUCCAGUUCCCAUGGACCAAAAUAUCUCUCCUCUCUCUCCCCCUGGUCAAGAUAGUAACUAUUUGGACUGGGCGUUUGUUGCGGAAACCCACUUUCGUUCGAUGAAUCGAGAUCAUGUUCUUAAAAAGAUUAAUCCAAAAGAUCGUGACGAGCUCUGGGAACACGACAAUACAGCUGUUUGCGCUACUCUUAGUCAAAUU